This is a messenger RNA of Dissoconium aciculare CBS 342.82, 1488 nucleotides long. RefSeq lists its product as uncharacterized. The transcript has 3 exons. Bases 1 to 1488 code for a protein of 495 amino acids. NCBI's taxonomy places the organism in Eukaryota, Fungi, Ascomycota, Dothideomycetes, Mycosphaerellales, Dissoconiaceae. The record is from RefSeq and is a predicted model, not a curated record.
AUGGGCUUCUUCUCGACGAGCAGACCGACAGCUCCGGCACCAGCCGCCACAGAUACUGUCAUUCCGUUUCACACCCUGGACGGCCAUGCGGUGGUGCAGGCAAUGGUCCUGGAGUUCGCUUACAGAUUCGAUGAUGCCCUUGAGUAUGAGAGACUACGGAGUUCCCUGGAACGACUACUUGAAAUUGGCGACUGGCGGAAACUCGGUGCGCGGAUCCGCAAGAAGGGCAAGAACAAAUUCGAAUACCAUCUGCCGAAGCACUAUACCGAGGAGCGACCCGGUGUCUACUUUAGUAACACACGACACGCGACGAGAAUCAAUGACCACCCGGUCGCGUCGAGGAUGCCGCGCGCAGUCGCUGUACCUACAAUCUUCGGCUCCCCGGAUGAAUUCAAGCCCGUCAUCCAUGGCCCCGAUCAUCCCCAAAAUAUCGACGAUUGGUUACACUCUGAUCGUUCGCCAUUGAGCGUCCACGUCGGAAGCUUCCACGACGCUACUCUCCUUACACUAACAUUCUCUCACAUGGUUCUUGACGCAUGCGGAGUGGCCGAGCUUAUGACAGCAUGGCUUUGCGUUCUCGAACGCAGAGAGGAGGAGAUCAAGCCUUUUCUUGGUUUCGCUGAAGAUCCUCUGCAGAAGGCCGUCGGUCGCGUCCCAAAGGAGAAGCACAUGUUCUAUGAUCAGGUCGCCGGACCUCUUGGCUUGGCAAGUUUCGUCGUUGGCGUUCUCCUCGAACUGAUCCGAUAUCCUCAAGAAGAGACAAGGACGAUUUGCAUUCCUGACAGAUACGUCCGAGUACUGAAAGCCGAAGCUAAGAACGACCUCAAAGCGCUGUCGGCAGAGAAAGGCGAAGAUAUAUUCGUGAGCGACAGUGACGUUCUCUUCGCUUGGUGGGCGAAGUUGACCAUCGCAUGCCAAUGUCCUCGACUCAGCCGACCAGUGAGACUCGGCAACAUCUUCACUUGGAGAGGUGUUAUCGACGACGUCUUACCACCGGACACGGCCUACGUCGGCAAUGCUAUUUCAUGCGCUUACAUGACCACCACAGUCAAGGAGGUACUAGCACGGCCCCUUGGCCGCCUCGCGUUGGAUCUGCGAAACAUGCUCGCGCGACAGCGGAAUAAGGAACAGAUUUUCGCAUCCCUCUCUUUACUUUUCGAAUUCAUCGCCAAGGGCAAAUUCAUGAUCUUUGUGCCUGGCAAUGCGCUCAGACUUACAUGGUCGAAUUGGCAAAAAGCAAAAUUCUUCGACAUGGACUUUUCCGCCGCCGUGAGACCUGACUCUCCGCUCGAACGCCCGGACCUCAAGAACACAAUUGGCCGACCGACCUACAUGAACUACACAGGACGCAUGGUCGGCAUGCGUGGGUCUGGACCCGUGCUCGGGCGGGAUGCCCAGGGCAAUUGGUGGUUCCAGUGGGCUCUGCGGAAGAGCAUGUGGUCAACCGUGGAAAAACGUCUGCAAGAGUUGGCCGAGAUGCCUGUGUGA